AUGACAGGACACACAGGAGAUGUUUCACAAGUUCACGAUAUUGAGAUUUUAGCAUUAAAUCCAACUGUAAAUAAACAUGCCACUUUUAAACCAACCAUUGUAUCAAAAAAAGAUAAAGAAAAUUGGGCAAGACUUGACCAUUGUAAAAAAGGAUGUGAAUUAAAAAAUGAUUUUGAAGAUGUUAAACCAACAACAUUAACAGAGAGAGGAGCAUUAUUUGAAUCAGCAAGAUGUUUAAAAUGUGCAGAUGCACCAUGUCAAAAAGGAUGUCCAACUCAAUUGGAUAUUAAAUCAUUUAUUAGUUCAAUUUCAACCAAAAACUAUUAUGGAGCAGCAAAGACAAUUUUCUCUGAUAAUCCAUUAGGUUUAACAUGUGGUAUGGUUUGUCCAGUUAGUUCAUUAUGUCAAUAUGGUUGUAAUUUAGCAGCAACAGAAGAGGGACCAAUCAAUAUUGGUGGUCUUCAACAAUUUGCCACUGAAGUAUUCAAAAAGAUGAAUAUUCCACAAAUUCGUGAUCCAUCCUUAACACCAUUGAGUCAAUUACCAGAGAGUUAUAAAGCAAAGAUUGCUUUGAUUGGUUGUGGUCCAACCUCAAUUAGUUGUGCAACAUUUUUAGGUCGUUUAGGUUACACAGAUGUCACCAUCUUUGAAAAGGAACAAUACUUGGGUGGUCUUAGCAGUAGUGAAAUUCCAAACUAUCGUCUCAAUUAUGAAGUGGUUGAAUUUGAAAUCAAGUUAAUGAAAGAUUUAGGUGUAAAAGUUGAAUAUGGUAAACGUUUAGGUGAGAAUGGCUUCACCGUUGAAUCAUUACAAAAACAAGGUUAUGAAGCCAUUUACUUGGGUAUUGGUAUGCCUGAACCAAAGAUUGAUCCAGUCUUUAACGAGUUGACAAGUGAUCAAGGUUUUUUCAGUAGUAAAGAGUUCUUACCAAAAGUUAGCAAAGCCUCAAAGGCUGGUAUGUGCGGUUGUAAAUCACAAUUACCACAACUCAAUGGUAGAGUUAUUGUAUUGGGUGCUGGUGAUACCGCUUUCGAUUGUGCUACCUCUGCUUUCCGUUGCGGUGCAUCACGUGUUACCGUUUGUUUCCGUCGUGGUUUCUCUGAUAUGAGAGCCGUUCCUGAAGAAGUUGACAUUGCCAAGGAUGAACGUUGUGAGUUCCUUCCAUACGUUUUACCAAAACAAGUCAUUAAACGUGAUGGAAAAGUUGUAGCUAUGGAAUUCUAUAAAACUGAAAAAGGUGAUGAUGGUAAUUACUCUGUAGACGAAGAUCAAUUCUUCCGUGUAAAAUGUGAUUAUAUCAUCUCUGCUUUUGGUAGUCAAAUUGGUAGUGUCGCUGAAUCUUGUUCACCAUUACAAUUCAAUAAAUGGGGUACUGCAGACAUUGACCCAAUGACAAUGACAAGUAAACAUGCCGAAUGGUUAUUCUGUGGUGGUGAUUUAGUUGGUAAUGGUACAACCGUAGAAGCUGUAAAUGAUGGUAAAACCGCCUCUUGGAAUAUUCAUAAAUAUUUACAAUCACUCCAUGGUAUUCCAAUUCCAGAUGGUCCACCACAAUUACCAAAUUUCUUUACACCAAUUGAUCUUGUGGAUAUUAGUGUUGAAAUGUGUGGUAUGAAAUUCCCAAACCCAUUUGGUUUAGCAUCUGCAACACCAGCCACCAGUGCCGCUAUGAUUAGACGUUCAUUUGAACAAGGUUGGGGUUUCGCUGUCACCAAGACUUUCUCAUUGGAUAAAGAUCUCGUUACCAAUGUUUCACCAAGAAUUGUUAGAGGUACCACUAGUGGUCAUCAUUUUGGUCCAGGUCAAGGUGCUUUCCUUAACAUUGAACUUAUCUCUGAAAAAACUUGUCACUAUUGGUGUAAAGCUAUCGGAGAAUUAAAGAGAGAUUUCCCAGAUCGUAUUGUUAUCGCUUCAAUUAUGUGUGGUUUCAACAAAGAAGAUUGGACUCAAUUGGCUAAAAUGGCUGAAGCAUCUGGUGCCGAUGGUAUUGAACUCAAUCUUUCUUGUCCACAUGGUAUGGGUGAAAAAGGUAUGGGUUUGGCAUGUGGUCAAGAUACUGAAUUGGUUUUCCAUAUUUGUCAAUGGGUUAGAGCCGCCACUAGAUUACCAUUCUUUGCAAAAUUAACUCCAAAUGUAACUGAAAUUAAAGAGAUCGCCAAAGCUGCACAUGAUGGUGGUGCCGAUGGUGUUACCGCUAUCAAUACCGUCUCUGGUUUAAUGGGAUUAAAAGGUGAUAGUAACGCUUGGCCAGCAAUUGGUGAUGAGAAACGUACAACAUACGGUGGUGUUUCAGGUAAUGCUACUCGUCCAAUUGCUUUACGUGCAGUUUCUUCCAUUAGAAAAUCUUUACCAGAUUAUCCAAUUAUGGCAACUGGUGGUGCUGAUUCUGCUGAUGCCACUAUUCAAUUCCUCCAUUGUGGUGCUUCAGUAGUUCAAAUUUGUUCAUCCGUUCAAAAUCAAGAUUUCACCGUCGUUCAAGAUUAUAUCACUGGUCUUAAGACUUAUCUUUACAUGCAAUCUCGUGAAGAUUUAUUGCAAUGGGAUGGUCAAUCACCACCAAAUGAAAUCAUAAACAAAAAUCCAAAAUUAAAAGGUUUACCAAAAUUCGGUAAAUAUCUUUUAGAACGUAAUAGAAUCGAUACUGAAGAGAAACAAAACAUUGAUUUACAAAAAGUUAAGAAUCCAUUAGUACCAUCACCAAAUCCAACUCAUCCAGUUCCAUCUCUCAAAGAUCAAAUUAAUCGUGCAAUCCCAAGAAUUGGUCGUCAUGAUGAUCUUAAACGUGAUCAACAAGUAGUUGCUCUUAUCGAUGAAGAUAAAUGUAUCAAUUGUGGUAAAUGUUAUAUGACUUGUAAUGAUUCUGGUUAUCAAGCUAUUAAAUUCGAUGGUAAAACUCAUAUUCCAUUAGUCACUGAUUUAUGUACUGGUUGUGAUUUAUGUUUAUCAGUUUGUCCAGUACCAGAUUGCAUUACAAUGGUACCACGUGAAACAAUUUAUGUACCAGAUAGAGGUUUAACUGUCCAAAAUUAA
Dictyostelium discoideum AX4 is the source of this 3030-nucleotide messenger RNA. RefSeq names its product dihydropyrimidine dehydrogenase (gene pyd1). Gene Ontology annotation, molecular function: oxidoreductase activity, acting on the CH-CH group of donors; dihydropyrimidine dehydrogenase (NADP+) activity; iron-sulfur cluster binding. Gene Ontology annotation, biological process: beta-alanine biosynthetic process. The record is from RefSeq and is a predicted model, not a curated record. Bases 1 to 3030 code for a protein of 1009 amino acids. Gene Ontology annotation, cellular component: cytosol; cytoplasm. The transcript has 2 exons. Lineage: Eukaryota; Evosea; Eumycetozoa; Dictyosteliales; Dictyosteliaceae.